Messenger RNA from Linum tenue, 2028 nucleotides. The record is from the annotation of a GenBank genome assembly. NCBI's taxonomy places the organism in Eukaryota, Viridiplantae, Streptophyta, Magnoliopsida, Malpighiales, Linaceae.
AUACCGAUCUCACACUGUGCUCCGCUGUCUCUUUUCUCCACCAUUCCACCUUUUCCUUUUCUUUCUUCCCCAUAUCUCACAUCCGCCGCCGCCAUCGCCAUGGCUCUAUCCACCGCGACCAACCCGGCCGUGGCCGCCACCCCGACUCCGGCCACCACUUCAUCAGCCUCUCUCAUCACUAGUCUGUUCUCCACCCGCCUCGCCCCCGCCAUUUCCCGCCGCCGUUCCCGCCAGAGCUCCAUCGUCGUCUCGGUCUCCACCUCCUCCAAUCCCACCGCCGUCGCGCCCGGAUGGUCCGUGGAGAGCUGGAGAUCCAAGCCGGCCGUCCAGAUCCCGGAGUACCCGAACAACGAGGAGCUCGAAUCGGUCCUCCAAACCCUCAGCGCGUUCCCGCCAAUCGUGUUCGCCGGCGAGGCACGGAAGCUCGAGGAUGCGCUCGCCAGCGCCGCCGUCGGGAAGGCUUUCCUCUUGCAAGGCGGGGAUUGUGCGGAGAGCUUCCAGGAUUAUAAUGCCAACAUGAUUAGGGAUACCUUCCGUGUUAUUCUCCAGAUGGGCAUCGUUCUCACUUUCGGUGCUCAAAUGCCCAUCAUCAAGGUUGGGAGAAUGGCUGGGCAGUUUGCGAAACCUAGGUCGGAUUCAUUUGAGACCAAGGAUGGGGUGAAGCUGCCGAGUUACAGAGGCGAUAACAUCAAUGGCGAUGCCUUUGAUGAGAAAUCCAGAGUUCCUGAUCCACAGAGGCUUAUCAGGGCUUACCUUCAGUCCGUUGGCACUUUGAAUCUGCUCAGAGCUUUUGCUACCGGUGGAUAUGCUGCUAUGCAGAGAGUUUCUCAAUGGAAUCUCGACUUUGUGCAGCACAGUGAGCAAGGAGACAGGUACAUGGAACUAGCGAGUAGGGUGGAUGAUGCGAUUGGGUUCAUGACUGCAGCUGGUCUUACCAUUGAUCACCCCAUCAUGAACACGACCGAGUUCUGGACAUCGCACGAGUGCCUUCAUCUGCCUUACGAGCAGGCCAUGACAAGGGAAGACUCGACGACGGGUCUCUUCUAUGACUGCUCUGCUCAUAUGCUCUGGGUAGGGGAGAGGACUAGGCAGUUGGGUGGAGCUCAUGUCGAGUUUCUCCGGGGUGUCUCAAAUCCUCUUGGCAUUAAGGUUAGUGAUAAGAUGGAUCCAUCGGAGCUUGUGAAACUGUGUGAAAUUCUCAAUCCUCACAACAAACCUGGAAGGCUGACGAUUAUCACCAGAAUGGGAGCUGACAACAUGCGAAUUAAACUGCCCCAUCUAAUCAGGGCUGUUCGGAAUGCUGGCUUAAUCGUCACUUGGGUCAGUGAUCCCAUGCACGGCAACACGAUUAAGGCACCCUGUGGCCUGAAGACUCGAGCUUUUGAUGCUAUCAGGGGCGAGUUGAGGGCGUUCUUCGACGUACAUGACCAGGAAGGCAGCUACCCAGGGGGAGUCCACCUGGAGAUGACAGGGCAGAACGUGACAGAGUGCGUUGGAGGGUCGAAGACUAUCACAUUCGACGACCUGAACUCGCGUUAUCAUACUCACUGUGACCCAAGGCUCAAUGCUUCGCAGUCGCUAGAGCUGGCGUUCGCCAUAGCCGAGAGGUUGAGGAAGAAGAGAUUGAGAUCUGGGAAAAGCAUCGUAGGCGGAAGCAAUGGUGUGACCAUAUAAAGAUGGUGGUGACUGGUGAUGCCUCGUUAGAUUCCAGCUAAUAUCAGGUUUCCAGGAUCAGCUUGUUGAAGCUCCCAUGCAUCUUAUAUAUAUGUCAAAGUAUCCCUUUUUCGCUCCUUAUCAGUUUUGCAGUUAUCUAAAAGUGUUUGUGGAACUAUAUCGGAAAUCCAACUUGUGAACACAAUGUUUAAGAGAAGUGUAGCUUUGCUUUUGUACUUCUGAUUUAUCUUUUUUUCUUUCAAUCAAGCUCUGAUUGAAGUAUCGUUCUUUUCUAACGUCGGAUUCCUGUUUUCCUAAAUGAGACGUCAAAGCACUAACGGACAAGUCAUGACAUUGCAAUUAAUAAACUAACGG